Messenger RNA from Sander lucioperca (pikeperch), 1686 nucleotides. RefSeq names its product integrin alpha FG-GAP repeat containing 2. Bases 302 to 1603 code for a protein of 433 amino acids. Lineage: Eukaryota; Metazoa; Chordata; Actinopteri; Perciformes; Percidae. Gene Ontology annotation, cellular component: KICSTOR complex. The record is from RefSeq and is a predicted model, not a curated record. Gene Ontology annotation, molecular function: protein binding. The transcript is spliced from 13 exons. Gene Ontology annotation, biological process: regulation of TOR signaling.
UCUCUACUGAGCUGCCAUACUUUCUAAGGUCACGUGCUUUUGUUUACUAGGAAGGAGCUAGCAGCUGUUGCCAAUCAUACAGCUAUUAAGCUAUACAAACAUAUAUACAGGCUUUAACGUCAUUAAACAAAGGUAUUUUAAAAAGCAGUUAGGUAAGAAGAAUGCGAUGUUAUGUCACGCUCUUUAGGAGAGACUAACGGUAAUGUUAAAACCUAUGAGAGCUAACGUUAACGUUAAGUGAGCUAACGUUAGCUAGCUAUGAUAUCACGAACUGUCUUUGCUCUAGCUCAUAAUAGUAGUUAUGCGGUCCUUGAACUACGUUCAACGUGUGAGCUUGGAUUUUACAGGAACUCUGUUUCCUCAUGCUAUCUGUCUGGGAGAUGCAGACAACGACUCGUUGAACGAGCUGGUUGUGGGGGACACCAGCGGAAAGCUUCUUGUGUACAAGAAUGACGACUCCAAACCCUGGAUCACAAGAACCUGUGUGGGCAUGCUGACCUGUGUUGCAGUUGGAGAUGUCUGCAACAAAGGAAAGAACUUUGUGGUAGCUGUCGGUGCAGAGGGCUGGUUUCACCUCUUUGACGUGACAGCUGCCACCGCAAGUAAAUCUGAUUCAUCCAGUCAGCAUGAAUUCAUGUCGCCUGAUGACCAGAAGCCCCUCUUCACCCAACAUAUUCCUGCAAACACUAAAGUCAUCCUCAUUAGUGAUAUCGACGGUGAUGGCCGCAGUGAGCUGGUGGUGGGCUACACAGACCGAGUGGUGCGAGCUUUCCGUUGGGAGGAGCCAUCUGACGGUUCAGAGCUGGGAUCUGGACAGCUGGUUCUGCUGAAGAAAUGGCUUCUGGAGGGUCAGGUGGACAGUUUGUCAGUGAAUCCGGGUCCAGAGGGUUUACCAGAGUUGAUGGUGUCUCAGCCAGGCUGCGGCUACGCUAUCCUGCUGUGUUCCUGGACACAACAGGACUCCAACAGCUCUGGGGAAGACGCCCCCGCAACCCCUGGGAGUGAGGGACCUUCCAGAGAUGUAGUUCUCCAUGUGACCACUGGGCGGAUACACAACAAGAAUGUUUCCACUCAUCUUAUCGGCAGCAUCAGUAAAGGCUCAAAAGAGGAAUCUUCUAAAUGUGGGCUGUUCGCUCUCUGUACGUUAGAUGGUACCCUGAAAUUGAUGGACAGCUCAGAACAGCUCCUGUGGUCCGUCCAGGUGGAUCAUCAGCUGUUUGCGCUGCAGAAGCUCGACGUUACUGGAGACGGCAGAGAGGAGGUGGUAGCGUGCGCCUGGGAUGGUCAAACCUACAUCAUUGACCACAAUCGGACAGUAGUGCGGUUCCAGUUCGAUGAGAAUGUCAACGCCUUCUGUGCGGGUCAGUACACAUGUAAGGAGGGUAAGAAUAGCCCCUGUCUGGUGUACGUGAGCUUCAAUCAUAAAAUCUACAUCUACUGGAAGGUGCAGCUGGAGCGCAUGGAGUCCACGAACAUGCUACGGGUCCUGGAGGAGAAACCCGAGUUUACAAGCCACCUGAAGGCGCUGGGAGUCGAUACUGAGGACCCGGCAGCAGUGAGAGCGCUGGUGGCAAAUGUUCUCUACAAGGAUUCACAGACUUAGCACACACAUCAACACACUGCUGUCUCUCUUCCCCCCCCUGACUGUAAAUACUCUGUUAAUAAACACUGAUUGUCUGUCUCCUG